CUUCAACUGCUACCUCGUGUCGGCAAUUCAUCAAUUGUAUUAAAUUCCUUGAAUCUUGCAUAUCGUGUUGCAUAGCGGCCCGAUUCCUCGUAUCAUUCCUGUACCACCCAGAGUGAGUUCCCACCCAACAGGAGUGGCACCACAGACGUCAGCCCUGCAUUCCCAGCAGUGUCUAAACGCACAAUUACCUGGCUAUCUCACGAUUCACUGCCAAGAAACAGGACCUAACUGCUUAUGAGGUUAGACUCACACCCCGCGCUGCAUCAUGCCCCACCUUCCGAGAGCUUCUGCUCUUUCAGCUUUCCGCGCAGCUCCCCAACUUCGCGCUCCUAUCAACAAACGCUUCUUCACUCCUUCGGCAUACAACAUGGCCAUCAAGGCUUACUUUGAUUGCUCCUGGACCGGGCCCACCGUUGAGGUCGACAACGCCGGCAACGUCACUAGCCAGGGCGAGGUUAAGGCGCAAUCCGGUCGCGUCAACUUCGAGCUCUUCGACGAUGUCGUUCCCAAGACGGCUGAGAACUUCCGCGCCCUCUGCACCGGCGAGAAGGGUUUUGGCUACCAGGGCUCAAAGUUCCACCGCGUGAUUCCUCAGUUCAUGCUCCAGGGUGGUGACUUCACCCGCGGCAACGGCACUGGAGGCAAGUCCAUCUAUGGCGAAAAGUUCGCCGACGAGAACUUCAAGUUGAAGCACGACCGCCCCUUCCUCCUCUCCAUGGCCAACGCUGGCCCCAACACCAACGGUUCCCAAUUCUUCAUCACCACCGUCGUUACCUCAUGGCUGAACGGCAAGCACGUCGUCUUUGGCGGUGUUCCCGAUGGCGAUGUCGAGUCCUACAAGGUUGUCCGAUCAAUCGAGGCUUGCGGCUCCAACAACGGAAGCAUCAAGUACAAGGAGGGCCCACCUACCAUCACUGGUGCUGGCGUCCAGUAGAUACAUUUCGGUGAGGUGGGACGGCGCCAUAGAGGCAAGGGUUCAUGCGCAACUGGUGGCUUAUAAUUGUGUAGCACCUGUC
This is a messenger RNA of Alternaria alternata, 1016 nucleotides long. RefSeq names its product cyclophilin 1 long isoform. Gene Ontology annotation, molecular function: peptidyl-prolyl cis-trans isomerase activity. Gene Ontology annotation, biological process: protein peptidyl-prolyl isomerization; protein folding. The record is from RefSeq and is a predicted model, not a curated record. The transcript is spliced from 5 exons. NCBI's taxonomy places the organism in Eukaryota, Fungi, Ascomycota, Dothideomycetes, Pleosporales, Pleosporaceae. The coding region runs from base 266 to 934 and encodes 222 amino acids.